Ipomoea nil (Japanese morning glory) is the source of this 1339-nucleotide messenger RNA. RefSeq names its product protein-lysine N-methyltransferase Mettl10. Gene Ontology annotation, cellular component: cytoplasm. Gene Ontology annotation, molecular function: protein-lysine N-methyltransferase activity. Lineage: Eukaryota; Viridiplantae; Streptophyta; Magnoliopsida; Solanales; Convolvulaceae. Gene Ontology annotation, biological process: peptidyl-lysine monomethylation; peptidyl-lysine dimethylation. The transcript has 7 exons. Bases 123 to 1151 code for a protein of 342 amino acids. The record is from RefSeq and is a predicted model, not a curated record.
AUGCCCUUUCCAUCUUUGAUCUUUGUCAACCUCUCGACAUCACUCUCUUCGCCGCCCUGCGUUUCUCAAUUUACUGCUUCUGUUAACUUAGGGUUUUCCUUCCUCCUUCUCUCCGAUUGAGUAUGGCCGGAAUGAAAUUGACGCCGGAAGAUUCCGAUACUACGCAGGUCAGACCUACGGCAGCAGCCGACUUGAUUUCCGACGACGACCGGUCCGUGGCCGCGGACUCCUGGUCUAUAAAGAGCGAGUACGGGAGUACCCUUGACGACGAGCAGCGUCACGCUGAUGCCACUGAAGCUCUUUCAGUGGCCAGUUACAGAGCCGCUUCUGACUACAGUUCUGACAAAGAAGAUCAAGAUGCCGAAGGAGUUUCUUCAAUGCUUGGUUUCCAGACUUAUUGGGAUGCCGCAUAUGCUGAUGAAUUGACAAAUUUUCGAGAGCAUGGCCAUGCUGGUGAAGUUUGGUUUGGUGCUGAUGUAAUGGAAACUGUUGGUUCCUGGACCAAAAGCUUGUGCAUUGAUAUUGCCCUAGGUCACUUACCAAAUCACAUAGGGGAUACCAAUUCAAUUCCUGCCGGGCAUCUUGAAAAAGACUUGUCUAAAUGGAGUGUGCUUGACAUUGGGACUGGCAAUGGCUUGCUUCUUCAAGAGCUUGCUAAACAGGGGUUCUCUGAUCUCACUGGAACUGACUAUAGUGAAGGAGCAGUUGACCUUGCUCGAAAUCUUGCUGAUCGUGAUGGUUUCCCUGAUAUCAAAUUCUUGGUCGAUGACAUUCUUGAAACAAAGUUAGAUAGGAAGUUUCAGCUUGUUAUGGAUAAAGGUACCUUAGAUGCCAUUGGAUUGCAUCCUGAUGGUCCUAUCAAAAGGAUCAUGUACUGGGACUCCAUCUCAAAACUUGUAGCUCCUGGUGGGUUAUUGGUCAUUACAUCGUGCAACAGUACGAAGGACGAAUUGGUAGAAGAAGUGUCUGCUUUCAACCUCAACCAAAGAAGAAACCCUGGUAGUCAAGAAUCGGAGGGGACUCAAGAGCAGGAAACCCCCAGAGAUCCUCCUCCAUUCCGAUACCUUGAUCAUGUUCGAUCCUAUCCAACAUUCAUGUUUGGAGGAUCCGUAGGAUCCCGGGUUGCCACAGUCGGCUUCCUAAGGAUCUGAAUCAAUAAAACUUUUUAUGUAUUCGAGUGAACGUGACUUCUGGUUCUAAGCUUUUUAUGUAUGGCCGAAUGUUACUGUUCAGUAUUCUAUCUUUCAAAAAUUACAGGAAUUUAUUGGAUGCCAUCCAGAAGUUCCCUCAUUUAUGAACGGGGAGUAUUUAGUCAUGUUAUGCUUAUUAUGUUGCAAAA